Molecule: messenger RNA, 2235 nt
Organism: Neospora caninum
Lineage: Eukaryota; Apicomplexa; Conoidasida; Eucoccidiorida; Sarcocystidae
Exons: 5
Coding region: 1-2235 (744 amino acids)
Molecular function (GO): peptidase activity
Source: RefSeq, a predicted model, not a curated record
AUGCGCUCCUUCACCAUGUCUUCGAGUGUCUCCUCUUCUCCCUCUCCUCGCUGUCCCGCCUCUCCUGGCGCCUCGCCCCAGGGCGCACAGCCCGCGCCUUUCCAUGUCUCUGCUUCGCCCCCGUCGGGGUGGCCUCACACCGGCGCGACUCCGUCUCCAACUCCGCAGAGUCCGGCGUCUCUCUCCCGCCCGCUCUACUUGCCGCCUCCGUACCUCGGUCACAACGCGACAGAGAACCCGCAUGCCCCUACCGUACCUCCCGCGCAGUCGCCCCACAAUGGAGACACCACGGACGCGAGAGAGGCCGACGACGUCCAGGGCUGUCUCUGCUGCCUGCGCUCCUUCUCGCCCACUCUCUUCAUCGCUGCGGUCUUGGGCACCUGGACCUUUGCUGGCGGCGUGGCCGGAGAAAUCGUGCUUGCCUUCGCGACUCUCCCUGCAAUGUUCAUGGUAUACGGACUGUAUGCAUCCGCGAAGGCCCGGAGUCUUUCUGGACUGUGUCUGCUGGAGUUCUUCUGGCUAGGGGCCUUCCUCUCGGUGUGCAUCGCCAUGUGUUUGGAGCUCGUGGCCAACGCGACUCUGUACAGUACCUUUCUCUCUUGCCUCCCUCCGCUCCCCUCGUCCUCUUCUUCUCUGAUUCCUGGCUUUGCUUCCGGCGACUUCUUGAACGCGCUCGCUUCCGCGCCUGCCGGCGUCCCUCGUUAUUCCGCUGACUCGCCGUCUCUCCUCGAGCCUGAGGACUCCUCUGCGCAUGCGCCUGCUUCUCCUCUCUCUUCUGCCUUUUCCGCCUCUCCGCCCCCGCUGUCUCUCCUUGAGAUGCUGCUCUCGUGGACACCCGCGCCACUGCUCGCCCCUCUGUCUCUCCCCUUUUCCUUUCCUUUGUCUGCAUCCACACAGCCGCACGCGUGCCUCCAAACCCCGCAAACUGCGCUGCUCACUGGCACCUCAGCAGACUCGGUGUCUUCCUCUCCCUUCUCUGCUCCUCUCUCUGCGUUCUCCGUUUCGCCAGACUCCACGAGCUGGGGGUGGCCAGGGCUUUUCUCUCGACUGACGGAGAGAGUGCAUGAGAUCGGCAGCUUGCCCACGCUAGGCUGUUCCCUCAGCCUUGUUGCAUUCAUGAUCUUGUGUGUGGGCCUCGUGGAGGAGUUCGCGAAACUCGUCGUUCUGCAUCGGCUGCAAGUGCAUACCCCAGCGGCUCUGGCCGCGACAGGCGCAGAAGCGGCGUCGGAGCAGCGAGGCGCGAACUGCUGCACGCCCUGCUGGACGCGACGCGCCGCGCACCCCGUGGGCGUCUGCCUCGCCGGGUGUGCAGCUGGAGCCGGAUUCGCCAUGGCGGAGAACAUCAGCUACACGUUAGGGCGCCGAGGGUUUUUCGCGGAGCACCUGAUCGUCGCCCUCGUCCGGGCCUUCACCGCAGUGCCGACCCACAUCGCAAACUCAGGCAUGGCGGCGGCGAACUUGGCGCUGGCCUGGUACUCGGAGUGUUCAUUUCCGGCUGUCUCUCUCUCCUCUUCCCUCGCGUCGCAUCAGCAGCCUCUCAUUUCGACUUCGUCUCCGUUCUCUCCGCGUGUCCGCUUUUGGGCGCAGCUUCUGCCCUCGCUGCUGACUCCGUCGCUGCUUCACGGGACCUACGACGCGGCGUUGCGACUCUCUGCUGCGUACGCGCAGCCCAGCGCGGCGGGAGACGACAACGCCGCAGUUGUCGCGUCUGUUUUCCUUCUCGUCUCCCUCCUCGCUUGGCUUCUCACGCUGCUCCUCUUCUGGAAGAAGUGGAGAAGCGUGCGCGACUUGCCGACCUUCGGCGCGGCUUCUCGCGGCCUCUCGUCCGAUCUCAGUCGCGUCUACCCCGCGGGGCCGGCCUGGUCUGCGGACCCUCGCGUGCACUGGAGCGUCGCCCAGAUGCCGGUGCCGCUGUCCACGUAUGCGCCCCAGAACUCCCCUUUCUUCCACGGGCAUGCAGGAGCGGUUCCUUUCUACUCCCCCUUCGCGGUCGCCCCAGCGUUCCCCUUUGGUAGCCCCGCGGCGAGUGGAGCGGAGGCAGGCGUCCGGGCUGACGUCCUGGUGUGGGAAGAGCGGAGACGCCAGGCCAACAUGGGCGGUCUGGGGGCUCCCAGACCGCGUGCGUUGUCUCCGGCUCCGCUUCCAGAGUCGGGGCAUGCAGCGACAAGCGCCGCGCGGCCCAUGGCAGGCGGAGAGAGAGGCGAGGGACGCGAGGAGACAGAUCGAUCGCAGUAG